UUAAAGGCAUAUUAUGACAUUGGGUGUGAACACCCUACAUUUUUGCAAUGCCGUGGUGUAUCAAAAGAUGAAUCUACAAAUAACUAUGGUUUAGUUAUGCAUUUUGCAUCAAUGGGAUCUUUACGCCAGAAUCUUCUUCAUGUUUCACAAAUGAAAUGGAGCGAAAAAUUAAGCUUAUUAUCAAAUAUUGCUUUCGAUCUUCAAUUAAUUCAUUCACAUAACAUUAUUCAUCGAGAUUUACAUAGCGGAAAUAUUUUGCAAAAUAAAUUAUAUAGUGCAUACAUUGGAGAUUUAGGAAUUGCAAUAUCUAUUGAUGAAGAAUCAGAAACUAAAUUCAAAGGUGUUUAUGGCAAUUUACCUUAUAUUUCCCCGGAAGUUUUGCAAGGAAAGUCAUAUGAAAAAUUGUCGGACAUUUAUUCUUUUGGAAUUAUAAU
This is a messenger RNA of Ambispora leptoticha, 434 nucleotides long. NCBI's taxonomy places the organism in Eukaryota, Fungi, Glomeromycota, Glomeromycetes, Archaeosporales, Ambisporaceae. The record is from the annotation of a GenBank genome assembly.